Messenger RNA from Penicillium canariense, 822 nucleotides. RefSeq names its product 14-3-3 adaptor artA-like protein. Bases 1 to 822 code for a protein of 273 amino acids. Gene Ontology annotation, cellular component: cytoplasm. NCBI's taxonomy places the organism in Eukaryota, Fungi, Ascomycota, Eurotiomycetes, Eurotiales, Aspergillaceae. The record is from RefSeq and is a predicted model, not a curated record. The transcript has 8 exons. Gene Ontology annotation, biological process: signal transduction.
AUGGGUUCUGAGCGUGAGAACAAGACGUUCCUCGCGAGGCUCUGCGAGCAGGCCGAGCGCUACGAUGAAAUGGUCCUCUACAUGAAGGAAGUCGCCAACAUUGGCGGCGAGCUCACCGUCGAUGAGCGCAACCUCCUGUCCGUCGCGUACAAGAACGUUGUCGGUACCCGCCGUGCUUCCUGGCGCAUCAUUUCCUCUAUCGAGCAGAAGGAGGAAUCCAAGGGCUCUGACGAGCACGUCACCAUCAUCCGCGAUUAUCGCCAGAAGAUCGAGACCGAGCUGGAGAAGGUCUGCCAGGAUGUCCUGGAUGUUCUGGACGAGUCCCUGAUCCCGAAGGCCGAGACCGGCGAGUCCAAGGUCUUCUACUACAAGAUGAAGGGUGACUACCACCGCUAUUUGGCUGAGUUCGCUUCCGGCAACAAGCGCAAGGUCGCUGCUACCGCCGCCCACGAGGCCUACAAGAACGCCACCGAUGUCGCCCAGACCGAUCUCACUCCCACCCACCCCAUCCGCCUUGGUCUCGCACUGAACUUCUCCGUCUUCUACUACGAGAUCCUCAACUCGCCCGACCGCGCAUGCCACCUCGCCAAGCAGGCCUUUGACGACGCCAUUGCUGAGCUCGACUCUCUUUCUGAGGAGAGCUACCGCGACAGCACCCUCAUCAUGCAGCUCCUGCGGGACAAUCUCACCCUCUGGACCUCGUCCGACGGCAACGAGGGCGAGGGUGCCGCUCCCAAGGAGGACAAGCCCGAGGAGGAGGCUGCCGCCGCCCCUGCCGAGGUGACGGCCGAGGAGACCGAGCCUGUCCAGGCCUCGUCUUAA